AUGGCGGACCCAAUGGAUCUCUUAUCUCGGCCAGAUUCCCAAUUCGAUCACGAGGAGAACAUCAAGUCGCAGAAUCAGGAGAAACAGCCCAAGCAAGGACAGCUGGAGAAUGGAAAGCAAGAGCAUGCAGCCUCAGUGCCAACGCCAAAACCGCACAAUCCUUUACCGAAUACCUUCACAAUAAGUGGAGAAGACGAGGACAACAAUAUGAAUCCGAUCAUGUCGUCUGUUCUCGUCGUCCUCUACUCCAUCCUCACCUUCCUCGACACGUACAUCCUCCCUCCCCAUCUCCGCGCAGCGAUCUUUGAGACCGCGCUCGCGCAUCCGCUGCUCACGACCUUCUUGCUCUGCCAGUUUGUCUGCUCGUGCAUUCCGGUCACAAUCUUUCUGAUUGGGGCUAUGGUUGCGGGCGGUAUAGCGGUGGUGGUGUUUAGCUGUUUUGCGCUAUUGGUGCUGGGGCCUGUCCUGGUUGCGACGACCGUCGCAGGUCUGUUUCUGUGGGGUUGGGGGUGGGCGACGUUUGUGGUUGGGAGGUGGUUGCUGAGGCGGUAUUUGAGCGAUGACGGGGAUGGAGAGAAGGAUCGUAAGCGGGCUGGGGUGAAUGGUUUCAAUGGGUGCGAUGCAGAGAAAGUUAAGGAGGAACCGGCUUGA
Molecule: messenger RNA, 651 nt
Organism: Aspergillus pseudoviridinutans
Lineage: Eukaryota; Fungi; Ascomycota; Eurotiomycetes; Eurotiales; Aspergillaceae
Product: seipin co-factor family protein
Exons: 1
Coding region: 1-651 (216 amino acids)
Source: RefSeq, a predicted model, not a curated record